Messenger RNA from Thecamonas trahens ATCC 50062, 3258 nucleotides. RefSeq lists its product as uncharacterized. The transcript has 2 exons. The record is from RefSeq and is a predicted model, not a curated record. Bases 1 to 3249 code for a protein of 1082 amino acids. NCBI's taxonomy places the organism in Eukaryota, Apusomonadida, Apusomonadidae. Gene Ontology annotation, molecular function: protein binding.
AUGCAGGACGCACAUGUGGCCUUUGCAGGCAGAACAGCACACAAGAUCCGCAGCAUAGCCGUCGUCCUCAAGGAACUCGCCCUCUCAGCCCUCGACGACGAGAAGCGGGCAAACUGGGCGCUGCUGCGGCAAGUGGAAAAAGCCGCAGACUUUACGGGCCCGGGCUUGGGGCUGACCAGCGGGAGUGCGCCUAAAGCCGAGAAGAUUGGUGCCAUCGUCGGCGUUGCCUUUGCCGAUCCGCACUUGCACCGCUGGGCCGCGCCCGAGCCCCACUCCAGCGGCGGCGACGACGAGUUUGCCGACGACCGCGGCGCAGGCCGCAGCGACGGUGGCGCCCCAGGCACCCGCUCCGCUCCGCGGCGCCACCACUGGAUUGUUGUUGUCGCCGAGUACCGCGUCUUUAUGCUCGAGUACACGUCGUCGGUCGUUCAUGUCCUCGAGCGCGUCCAUCUGGAAAAGCCCGUCGCGGCCUUUGCCAUGCUCCACGCCUGCUAUCAGAUCGUCCUCGGCGGGACCGACGGCGUCAUCCGUGUCUGGGACGCUGCCGAAGAGCGCAUGGUUGCCCGCCUCUCGGGUGCGCACACAAAGGCCGUGAGCCACCUCGUCGUCGCCUCGGCGCAGAAGCCGAUCCUCAUGUCGGCUGCCUCGGGCGAGGUCGCCCUCUGGGAUCUGGAGAGUGAGACCCUUCUCCAUCUCAUCCCCAAAGUCCACUCCGGCUCGCUGCUUUCCCUCGCCGUCGGUACCGAUCCCGCCCUCAUGUACUCGGUCGGCUCUGACAAGAAGCUUGCCGUCUACACCGACGGCGACGGAGGCCACGUCAACCUUGUCUCGCUGCCAUCAAAGGCACCUCCCGUUGUUGCUCUCACGCCUGCACGCUCGCCGCGCUUUGGCUCCGCCUCCAUGCUUGCUAUUCGCGAAAAGGACUCGCAUCUGUACGUCGUCCGCGUCGACGGUGCCGCAGCUCUCGUCUCGCCCAUACUCGAUCUGCGCCGUCUGCUCCUCGACAUUGCUCCGGGCCUCAAAAAGAAGGACAAAGUGCGGCUCGUCCACUGCGAGUCCCACAGCCUCCACUCGCACGAGAUAAUCGUCGCUACCGCAGACGCUGUCUUGGUCGUCGCCCUCGACGCCUCGUCACACGACGCGCCGCCGACAGCCAUUGCCGGCGUCGCCCCCUUCCGCGCCCUCGCCACCGCUACCCGCUCUGCCUACAUGCUUGUAGACGCGUGUCUUGCCUCGCUUGCCCUCUCUGAGAACAUGCUUCGCGCCGGCGCCUAUGCCUCUGCCGCCACUGCAACGCACUUGGUCCCUCUCGCUACUCUGCCACGCUCCGGCGUUGCCAAGCUUGCGCUCUCGCCGUCGGAAAAGUACCUUGCUGUGCUCUUUGCCGACGCUCGCGAGGCCGUCAUUUACGACACCUCCUCCUGGGCCGUUGUCCACCGCGCGUCCGCCGUCCUCGACCUCGCCUGGGCUUCUGGCCUUGAUCUCGACGCCUUUGCCGUCUGCUUGCAGGCUCCGCAAGACGCUCGCGACGCCAUCCUAGCCGACGUCGCCGUCGCCGAAAAGAGCACCAAGCGUGAGGCGAGGUGGGACGUCAAGCUCUCCAGCCUUGUCCCUCCACGCCACGGCGAGGCCCUCGCUGCCACUGUCUCCGUCUCUGUCAUCGACUCUGCUGGCCAGGUCUCGGUCACUGCUGCGUCGGUUGCGCUGCCUGCCAUGCCCGACCACGUCGCCUCACUCUCGUCCGCCACACCCGCGUCCGACUCGGGCCUGCACCCGCUCGCUGCGCACCCUGCCGUCGUUCAACUGUUCUCAGGCCCGCUGCUCGGCAUUGGCUUUCUGCGCCCCGAGCGCCGCCUCGCACCCACGGUUGAGCCGUCGGCGGCCGACGGCGCGCCCCGCUACGAGUGGCGCCUUGUCCGCCACCUUGUCUUUGUCGACUGGUCCGAGCACAAGGUUGUUGGCCACCCCAUGGAGCUGCCGCGCGCGUUGGUGUGGGAUGUGUGCCACGGGGCGCGCGUCGCCGUCGCCUACGACUCUCACCUCGUUGUCGCCGAGGCCGGCCCUUCCGGCGUGCUCGAGUCGGUCUGCAGGGCCCCGUUCCGCCUCACCUCGGCGGUCUGGUUCAACAACUCGUUGCUGUUCGCCACCGCAAGCGAGAUUCGCGUCCUCUUCCCGUCGCGCCUCGCGGCGUCCACCUGGCUUCUGGCCUCGUAUGCUGUCCCACCCGCGCUCGCCGGCAGCUGCGGGCCUGGCCAGGGCGAGACCGCGCUCGCCGACCAGCUCCGCCCCGCCGGCGCCAUUGCGCUCCUCGGCGUCGUCGACGACGCCCUACUUGUUCUCGACACCCGCAACCGGGUCACUCCCAUCUCGCUCGCUGCAGCCGCCCUCAAGUUCCGCCUGCUUUCCACCGCUGGCGAACACGCGGGCGCGCUGCAGUGGGCACAGGUCAUCCACGCAAGCCACUGCGCCGAGCUCGCAGCCUUUCUCGAGGCCCGCGGCGCGGUCGCCUCGGCCCUCGCCGUCCCGCACCUCGAUCUCUGGUCGCGCUUUGCCAUCUGCAUCCGCGCCGGCGAGCUUGCCUCGGCCCUUGAGUGCGCACUGGAGCGCGCCCGGGCCGUGGGCAAGGUCCUGCUCGACGUUCGGACCGCAGCUGGUGCUGCCGAUGACGACCCCGCACACGAAGCCGGCCACACCUCGCGCGUUCUGGCCGGUGUCGAGCCCAUCCAGCUCCCAGCGCGAGCCCCGCUGCCGCUAUUUGGCUCGCCGCCGCGCUGGGCCGCCGACGAUGCGCUCGACGGCGAGUCGCUCGCCCGCAACGUCCGCGACGCCGUCGCUCACCUUGUCCUUGUCGCCGAGCUCGCGGGGCGUGCAGAGCCAAUGGCGCUCAAAGUCGUCGUCCAGGCCUACUCGGCCGCCGGCGAGCUCGACCCGCGUGCCUAUCUCUCGCUGGCACUGUUCUUCUGGGAGGCCUCACUCGUCGACCUUCUCCGCGCCCUCCUCGACCAGCUCCGGGCCAAAAGCCUCCUCGACGCGGCCAUCUUUGUCGCAGCCCUCCUCGAGGACGGCGAGGAGCUGCGCACCUCCCUAGUCGCCUGCGAUCGACUCGGUGAGGCCCUCGCCGUCACCGAUGGCUGGCGCCUGGGCCAGCGCCACGUCCUCGCCCAAGUGUGGGAGCGUCGGCGGCAAUCUCCCGCUGGCCCGUCCAUCAACAUGAGUGCCGGUGUGGCUGAUCGCGUCAGCCGCCAGUAAAGCAGCCAG